AUGUCAGCACUGCCUGAACUCUACACUUCUGCCGCUAACGAUUUCCGUUCGGAUACGUUUACCACUCCCACUGAGGAGAUGUUGAAAGCCGGAUUGGCAGCUUCGAUCGGAGACGCUGUCUACAACGAGGACGUCGACACCAUCCGGCUCGAACAGAAGGUCGCAGAACUCGCCGGUAUGGAAGCCGGAUUGUUCUGCGUUUCCGGUACGCUUUCGAACCAGAUCGCUCUGCGUACGCAUUUGUUCCAACCUCCAUACUCGAUCUUGUGCGACUACCGUGCUCACGUGUACACGCACGAGGCCGCAGGGCUGGCGAUCCUAUCGCAAGCCAUGGUGUCGCCUGUGAUUCCCUCGAACGGAAACUACAUGACGCUUGAAGAUAUCAAGCGCCACUAUAUCCCAGACGACGGGGACAUCCACGGCGCUCCGACGCGGGUCAUUUCGCUCGAGAACACCUUACACGGCAUCGUGUAUCCUCUGCAAGAGCUGAUCCGUAUCCGGGCGUGGUGUCUGGAGAACAACAUCAAGCUGCACUGCGACGGUGCGCGGAUCUGGAAUGCUGCCGCUGAGGCUGGAAUUCCACUAAAACAGUACGGUGAAGUUUUCGACUCGAUUUCGAUCUGUCUUUCCAAGUCCAUGGGCGCUCCAAUGGGGUCGAUUCUUGUCGGUGACUUCAAGUUUAUCAAGAAGUGCAACCAUUUCAGAAAACAACAGGGCGGUGGUGUUAGACAGAGCGGAAUCAUGUGCAGAAUGGCGAUGGUUUCGGUCGAAAGCGACUGGAAAGCUAAGCUGAGACAAUCGCACAGAAUGGCUCAUCAACUUGCCGCCUUUUGUCAGGAACACUCCAUUCCGCUCGAGUCUCCAGCGGACACCAAUUUUGUGUUCCUGGAUUUGCAAAAGGCCAAGAUGGACCCCGAUGUGCUUGUUAAGAAGGGUUUGAAGUACAAUGUGAAGCUUAUGGGCGGAAGAGUCUCGUUCCACUAUCAGAUUUCCGAGACCUCGCUCGAGAGGGUUAAAUCUGCCAUUUUGGAGGCGUUUGAAUACGCCAAAGAGCAUCCUUUCGACACAGAGGGUCCCACCAAGAUCUAUCGCAGUGAGUCCACGGAAGUCGACAUCGAUGGGAACGCUAUCCCAGAAAUCCAGACUUACAAGUACUAA
This is a messenger RNA of Lachancea mirantina, 1158 nucleotides long. The record is from the annotation of a GenBank genome assembly. Lineage: Eukaryota; Fungi; Ascomycota; Saccharomycetes; Saccharomycetales; Saccharomycetaceae.